Stomoxys calcitrans (stable fly) is the source of this 8663-nucleotide messenger RNA. It is a transcript of the gene Dora, whose product is annotated as zinc finger SWIM domain-containing protein 8 homolog. The coding region runs from base 2257 to 8643 and encodes 2128 amino acids. NCBI's taxonomy places the organism in Eukaryota, Metazoa, Arthropoda, Insecta, Diptera, Muscidae. The record is from RefSeq and is a predicted model, not a curated record. Gene Ontology annotation, cellular component: Cul2-RING ubiquitin ligase complex. Gene Ontology annotation, molecular function: zinc ion binding. The transcript has 9 exons.
GGAAUUGACAAAGACAGUUUUUAUAAGGCUAGCUCCCCAACGACGCGACAGAAAAUUUUAAUUUUUUCUGUAGUCCUUCACCAUAAUUACUUGAAAUACAUGCAAACGCAUAAACGGACAUUAGUGUUUUAGUGGAAUGCAAAAAAACAAAACUUUAGACAUGUGAAUAAUAGCUAUAAAUGAAAUUAAAGAUCUUGUAACAUCUAAGGUCGUUGAAUUGUUUUUUUCUUCUAACAGAAAGUGGCCACAAUAGCAUAAUCAUUAGUGCCACUUUUUCUUAGGGGUAAUAUAAAGGAAAAGUGUUUAGAAGCUAUACGAAUUAAAGAAGUUAAGUUGUGCACCUACGGAAAUAUGAUGAGGAAGAAAAACAUUUGUGGCAAGUGAGUAGUGAGUGUGAAGGCGAGAAACAAAAACAUAGCAGAGUCAAUGAAAUUGGUGUUUAGAAAAAAGAACACAUAAAGAUUAAAGACAAACAACUAGCUAGCACGAACAAGUUACUGCCGCCCAAGGCGAAGCAAACAAAGCAGCUGUUUCUUCAAGUGUAUGCGUGUGUGUGUGUACGAGUGGUUUUUUGGAUGAUGCGACGCAACGACAUAUGUGCACCACCUACUUAAACUGGAGUUGUAUUUUAAAUACCAUCAUCAAUCAGUUAGUUUGUUGGUAAUUGUAUUGACAACGUCGCUGCAGCCGCCGCUGCUGCUGCCUAGUGAGCGAGUGAGCUUGUGUGUGCGUGUAGUGCUAUUUCGUUACUUUGUGCUCGUUUGCUCGGUUUUGCUUUUUCGGUAUUUACUACGUCACUAGUUUUACGCACGCGAAAAAAACCUUGUGAACUCGUGCAUUUUGUCUACGAAAACCCCGAUAAAAGUCAAUGCACUAACAAUAAAAAAUAGCAGCAGCAACCGAGACGCGGCAGAGCCAUCGAAGCAACGCAACGCAGCCAAUCAGCUACCGCCUCGCAAGUCAGCCAGCCAACAAACGCAGCAACUGCCACAGACAAAAAUCAUCUUGAAAACAACGACCGACCUUAACAAAAGACUCCCCUCUGCCGUCUCUGCAGUCAUUGUGUGAGAGUGUUUUGUUUGACUUCGUUCUCCCUUUUGAAAGUAUCUUCUUAUUUUCGUGGAUUUCAUAUUAUCAUCAUCACCUCCUCAACAACAUUGUCAACAACAAACCUACAAAAAAAUAAAAAGAGCAACAUCCAUAGGGGGAGAGAGAGACAGCAGACACAGAUACAUAAAGAGCGAAAGUGAAUUGAAGUAAAUACUGACAACUUGGAGGAGCCAUCAAACGACCGACUUUACUCCACUGUUGUGACGGCAAAUGCACCAUAAAUCCAGUCAAAUAGGAAGGCAAUAAAAUUUAGCAGACAAAAGAAUAAUAUCCCCAAAAAUAGUCCAUAAACUUUGAAGAAAUAGAGUUUUGUGUUUCUUAUUCGUUUGAUUGAGAGAGACUUUAGCAAGCGUCUUCUGCUAUUGUUGACAAUAAGACCUCUCUGAGAAGAUCUGUGGUGUGUAUUUACUUAAUUCCUUUGACCUUUUUUGAUUGUCAAAGUCUUUUGCCACAAAGUUGCUUGUUCUUCUGCUUCAUCAAUGUUCUCUCCUCCUUUGUAAUUCAUCCUUUGAGAAAGCGAGGAGCGAGCACCAUACCACCACCAUCGUCAUCAUCAUCAAAGAAACGACGACGACAACAACAACAACAAACAAUAAGAACAAAAGCAGCAGCAGCAACAUCUGUGGGGGGUAUUGAAGCAAAGUGAAACAAAAGUCGUACAACCGCGUACAAAAAGGACGAAGUUACUGCGGGAGGAGGAGCCGGAGUCAGAGGACAAAAAAGAAAAAGUGGAAAAAGACGACGUAAAGGAAUAAAAAAAAACGACACAUUCCUUUUGUUUGUUUUCACACUGUAUAUUAAAACAGAGCCAGUAUUUUACAUUUUUACGGCUCCUCGAAAUAACCUGAGCUCCCUCCAACUUGCCCGAAUGGAAUGGUGGUAUAAGGGAACACAAACAAAUACAGAAAGCUAUCAGAGAAACAAGCAGCAAACAAGAAACCCCGAAAAAAGUGUCGCGUUGACGGGAGUGUAGAUGAGGACAACAGAAAGUAUAAAAGAAUUAUACAUAGAUAAGUGAAAAUAGUUGUAAAAAGCCAACAAUUUUUAAUGAAUAUAAGAUUUUAAAUCCUCUUGUAAAUAUUUAUUAAGUAUUACAAACCAUACAUAUACACACAACCCCCCACAAAAACACAUAAUACCAACAACAUGGUUAAUCGCAAUAAUAACAACAACAAUCAGGCUGCCAAUAACAAUGCUGGCCCAGAUCAUGUACAAAAUCGUCGUAAUCCGGCCAAUGCCCCCGAAGGGAAUGCAGCGGGUGCCGCUGCAGCUGGAGGCGCAGGUGGUGGUGGUGCUGGUGGCGCAGCUGCCGUAGAUUGGGUCCAGGAAGACUUAGAACGCUACAGUUUCGAAGAUUCAGAUCGUUUCGAAGAAGAUUCUUUAUGUAGCUGGAGCUCUGAACCCGAAUCUUUAUAUAAUAACUGGCGUGGUUGGAAAAAGCCAUCUAGCUUUGGCAUUGGCAAUGCUUCAAAUACUGCUGCGGCUGGUUCAAUUGGCAUUGACGCCCCAUCAGAUGGAUCAGGUGUCAAAGGUUCAGAUGUUCCAACACUCACAGAAUUAGCAGCAAAAUGUGUUGCUUCAUAUAUACCCUUUGAAUUGGUGGAGCAUGUGUAUCCACCAGUGCCAGAACAGCUGCAGUUGCGUAUUGCGUUUUGGAGUUUUCCCGACAAUGAAGAAGACAUUCGUUUGUAUUCAUGUUUGGCGAAUAGUUCAUCGGAUGAAUUCAACCGCGGCGAUCAACUUUUCAAAACUGGAGCCGUCAAAGAACCCUUGCAAAUAGGUUUCCACCUUUCCGCAACGGUAGUGUGUCAAACACCCAGCCAGAAUUUCAAUGUGGCCGUAACGUUUGAUCGAAGACGCAUAUCAUCGUGUAAUUGCACAUGCAACUCAAGUGCAUAUUGGUGUUCUCACGUUGUGGCCGUCUGUUUACACCGAAUACAUUGUGCUUUGGAGGUGUGUUUGAGGGCUCCUGUGUCGGAAUCAUUGACCCGUUUACAACGUGAUCAACUGCAAAAAUUUGCCCAAUAUUUAAUAAGCGAAUUACCACAACAAAUACUGCCCACUGCGCAACGAUUGUUGGACGAAUUGCUAAGCGAACAACCGACUGCCAUCAACACAGUUUGCGGUGCUCCUGAUCCAACAGCAGGUGCAUCCAUCAAUGAUCAAACCAACUGGUAUUUGGAUGAGAAGACCCUACAUGAGAAUAUCAAGAGAAUAUUGAUAAAGUUUGUAAUGCCAGCACCCAUGGUUUAUAGCGAUGUAAAUUAUUUAACAAAUUCUGCCCCACCGGCGGCCACCGAAUGGAGUUCUCUGCUGAGGCCACUGAGAGGACGCGAACCCGAAGGUAUGUGGAACUUACUCUCAAUAGUUCGUGAAAUGUACCGUCGCUGUGAUCGUAACGCUGUUCGUCUUUUGGAAAUCAUCACCGAACAAUGCAUGGCCUGCGAUCAACUACUGUUGUGGUGGUAUCAAACCAAACUGUCCCUCAUGAUGGGUUCACAUGGUCACAGUGGCGGUAAACAUUCAAGUACCCAUUCGAAUUCAAAAGCAAUAGAACAUGCCUGCAGUUCGUUAUUUGACGAAAUUGUGGUGUUAUGGCGUUUGGCUGCCUUAAAUCCAGGCCUAGCUCCCGAUGAACGAGAUAUGCUGCAUGCACAAUUCACAGCAUGGCAUUUGAAAAUUCUAGAUCGGGUGGUUAAAUGUCGCAUAAUGCCAUCUUCGUACAAUAAUAAGCAUCAACAGAACAUGAGAUCGGAUGCCGAGAUGUUUGUGGGCUUUAAGCCGGCCAUAGAGGCCUGCUAUUUGGAUUGGGAAGAGUAUCCCAUUGCAGGAAUAACUCAUACUCAUGAAACGAAUCCCAUAUACUAUUCGCCGUUUACUUGUUUCAAACACACCGAGAACAAGUGUGAAACGAAUGGUGGCCAACUGAAUGCCACACAGGCCUUGAUGGCCAAUAAUAAGCAUUACAAUUACAUAAGCUCGUCUGCGGAUCAUGGGCAACAUGGAUCGUUCAAACAACGUUUGGAAAGACCAUUUCGAGAACGUUUCUAUAUAUCGUCUAGCAAUAACUCGAGUAAUUCUUCAAGCGACAGUGUACAUGCCAGACUACAUCAAGCCCUGGAGCCACAACCGCAACAGGUGGUCACAUCCGCCAUUACAACAGGUGGCGGUGCCAAGGUGAUUGUUGCUCCCGGAGUUAUGGGGAAUGGCGCAAAUAGCAGUAGUGUUGCCAAUGCCGUCUGCGGUUUAAGUGAACGUAGUGGGAAUGGUGGUGUAUCUAGCUUAGAGAUAAGACCCUCCACAUCAUCACAUGCAGCUGCCCAGUCGGCGGCGGCAACCGCUGUUAAUAGUGCAGCGGUCGUGCAGAGUUUACCUCGCGUUCCCCUGGUGAGUAUGGGCGAUGGAAAUCGCUCUAGUGCUAGCAGCGAAGGUUUCUGCGAGAAUGAAGAUUUUGGUGGAGACAGUAGUAGCAAUAAUUUGUGUAUAUCAGACAACGACAACGGACGCAGCAUUAACCCAAGCAAAUUUGUAGUUAUGCAACCGACAAGCAAUAAAACAAUCUCGCAAUCGGAUUCUCAACAAUCGUUUAAUGACUCCUCUCCUGACGUUCUGGAUGCUGAAGAGGGUGGAGUAGGCAAAACUGGAUUCUCAUUACCCACAACACCCACGAAUAAGGCUGUUAUAGUCGGCACACUUACUUCUCAAUCGUCCUCGGAUUCUUCAACAUCAUCAUCGGCUUCAUCAAAUUCAUCUUCGUCAUCGCUGUUGAUAGCUAUGGGCUCAGAAACUCCAGGUGGUUUGGGCGUUGAAAAGCCUUUGACUACCACCGAUAUGAGACGGCUGUCGAAAGAUGAGUCCUUUUCUUCAUCCAGCGAUGAAUUCGUGUCACAAGAUGUAAGCAAGCGGCGCUCAGUUGAGGACUUAACGCCUGUGCCCAGUACUUCGGCAGCGGCAAGGGCAGCAUUGCUGAAGAACCAUGCCAGCAAUUCCCCCACAUCCACAUCAGCGGCAUCCAACGAUGUAUUGCCUGGAGCUGUUAGCCACAGUGUGAAAGCAAUGCACUCGACACCGCCCGCAACGUCAUCCAUAUUCACGGGGCCCUCCACCUCUGCUCAAGCUAUAGCCGCUAACAUUAUCCCGCCUACGAACACAUCUGAGAAGCCGCACAUCUUUUCAAAUUUGCGACCUUCCGAGGAUGCUUGGGACAUUUUGUUGGCAAGGGCCGAGGGGUUACAUGCACAUGGCCAUGGCAGGGAGGCAUGCAUUCUGGCGGUGCGUCUAGCUGAGGAAAUGUUGGAAAAUCCCCCCAAUCUAAUGAUGGAAAUGCCCCCAGCACCCAAAAGAAAGGGAAAGAAUAAGAACAUCAACCCUAUUUCGCAUCAUUUAACCGUGCUGGCCUCUUCCACCCUGACCAAAUGCGCUUUUCUCUGCACUGUUCUGUCGGAAAACUCUGAACAUUAUCACAUAGGCUUUCGCAUUUGCAUAUUUGCUUUAGAAAUGCCCCGUCCCCCAGCCAGCACAAAACCCUUGGAAGUCAAACUGGCCAACCAGGAAGCGGAUAUAUUAACACUUCUAAAGAAAAUACCCAUAGACGAACCCGAAUUGGAUGUAAUACGAGCUAGAGCAGAACGCUUGCGUAAUGGCAGCAUCAAAUCCAGAGGCGAAGCCCUAUUGCCCAUAAAUUUGGCUUCCUAUAUCUUUGAUGCUUUGGUAAUGCCUUCAGUGUCCAUGAAAGACCAGCGCAUUCGCAGUAUGAGCAUAUACAGGCCCAUUACUGAUGAAAAUUUAGGCUUUGAGGCUGCUGUGGCAGCUUUGGGCUUGAAGGCCAAUGUCUCCGAAGCUGAACAUCCGCUCUUGUGUGAAGGCACUCGCAGGCAAAGAGGAGAGUUGGCCUUGACUCUGCUGUACUUUUACAAGGACGAACCCCAUAAAAUUGCCAAGAUAAUGGAGAAAUUACUUGACCGCGAGAUACACACUUUACUGAAAUCUCCUCUGCUGCCGGCAUAUUAUUCGAAUAACCCUCCAGUCAGGACUCCCAACAACUCAUCAAACAGACAUGGUGAAGGCGAAUACAACAAUAGGCAUGGCAGCAGUGCCAUGGGAGCUGGGUCAGCCAACAGUGUCAGUGGUGGUAAUAUGGACCUUUAUCAUGGCGAUUAUUCAUCAGUGGGAGGAAAUAGCCGUCCCACAAGCUCCACCAGCGCGGAACUAGAAGUCAACUUGGCCGGCUUAAAUAUAUCCUCCCCGGCAAACGCGUCCCUAUUAGCUGCCCAGCAAAGUGGCCAAGGCAUGCAGAGCAACGUGGCCAUGGGUUCACAGCCUUCGCAGACUACCACCAGAGCUAAAGAUUCGCGUUACAAGGGAAAACGGGCAUAUCCCUCUAUACCCAAUCAGCCGUCAGAGGCCAGUGCUCAUUUUAUGUUUGAAUUGGCCAAGACGGUGCUGGUCAAAGCGGGUGGCAAUAGUUCCACGUCUUUGUUCACCCAGGCCACAGCGAACCAUAAUCAUCACGGUCCCCAUAGAGGCCUGCACAUGUGUGCUUUCCAGUUGGGUCUGUACGCAUUGGGUUUGCACAAUUGUGUCAGCCCCAAUUGGUUAUCGCGCACAUAUUCGUCGCAUGUCUCCUGGAUACUCGGCCAGGCAAUGGAAAUUGGAGCACCGGCCAUAAGCUUCCUCAUAGACACUUGGGAGGGUCACUUAACGCCACCGGAAGCUGCCAACAUGGCCGACCGGGCUUCUAGAGGUUGGGACAGUAAUUACCCUGCUGCCGAGUUGGCUUUGUCUGUUUUGCCCCAUGCGGCGGCACUCAAUCCCAACGAGAUACAAAGAGCCAUACUGCAAUGCAAGGAGCAAAGCGACUAUAUGCUGGAGAGAGCUUGCAUUACUGUGGAAAAUGCUGCCAAGGGAGGAGGUGUUUAUCCGGAGGUUCUAUUCCAAGUGGCCCGCUAUUGGUACGAGUUGUACAUGAGAAAUACGCCCAACAGUGGAGAGCACGAUCAGCAUGACGAUCAUUUGGAUCAUUCGGCGGCAGUAAGCCUGUCGGCCCUAAUAGAGUCACAUCAACAUCAUGAAAUGCAAAUGCAGCAACAAGCGGCGGCAGCGGUAGCCAAUCAGCAGGCAAUGGUUGGCCCUCCCCUGCAGGGUCCGCCAGGACCACCUGGUGCUCCAGGUCAACCCGGAGGCCCGGUGGUGGUGACUUCAGCUCCGCCGGCCUUUCAACAGCAAGUGCCGGCCAUGGCUCCGGUUGGCAUGUCGCCCUACAAUCCCUAUGGGUUUUGUCAAGGGCUAUAUCAUCACAAUAUUUCGUAUCCAACCAACCAGAUACCGAUGUAUGUGCCACAAGGCCCACCAGGUCCUCCGCCUCAAGCUUAUCCUGGUUAUCCUCCACCGCCUCAACAGCAACCGGGAGGCCCAACCGCACCACCACCCAAUGGUGGAGUGCCUCCACAACAGCCUCCCUAUGUGCAGAAUGCAGCUGCCUUUGGGCAGAUGACACCCCAAGCUGCUUAUCAGGCGGCCACUAUGCAAUGUGGGCCACCGCCUCCGUCAUCGUUUGUGCCACCACCACAACAAGGUCCCUCCGUCCCACCAAAUGGACCACCUCAAAUGCCCCAGCCGCCCAGUAUGCAAGCAGCUGCUGCUGCAGCCGCCGUAUACUAUGGCCAACAAGGACCACCGCCUAAUGCUCAACAUCCUGCGCAAGCGGCUGCGGCAGCUCAACAGGCAGCAGCAGCUCAUCAAAUGGCUGCCAUGGCUCAGCACCAGAUGAGGGCCAAUCAGCAGCAAGCGGCUGUAUAUCCCUUUGUUCAGGUCUCUCAAGCACCUCCGCCAGCACAGCAGCAGCAACAAGCACCACAUCACCCGCCGCCUCCACCACAUAAUAUAGGUGGUGGAGGUGGAGGCGGUCAUGGGGGACAUCAUCAACAAAUGCCACCACCCCAGGGGGCAAAUCGUCAAAGACAUCCGCAUCAAUUUACACCCGCCCAAUUACGCUACUUACUAGCCGCCUACAAUGUUGGCAUGUUGGCCAUGGAAACACUGGCACGCCGUGUUCAUGAUGAUCGCCCUCAAGCGAAGUAUGCACGCAAUCCUCCUUAUGGCGAAGAUGUCAAAUGGCUGCUUCGAAUAUCCAAGAAGUUAGGCUCACAGUAUCUGCAUCAGUUCUGCGUGUGUGCUGUCAACUCCAUUGUUAGUCCGUUUGUUUUACACGAUGUGGCCAUAGAGUCGGCACAUUAUUUGGGACGCAACAAUCAUCAAUUGGUGAUGCAGCAUUUAAGAUCGGCCCUAACGCCAUUGGUGCAAAAAUGUCAGCAGAUGUACAUCCAAUGUAUUCAUCAGAAAUUGUAUCAUUUAACACCAGCCGAUUAUGAAGAUUUCGCCAGUAUAGUUGUGGCUGCACGCGCAGCAUUUCAAAUCACUCCAGAGGGUAGUGCACAAUUUAAGGACUGGUUGCAAUCAAUCAAGAGAUCGAAAUCGUGUAAAAAAGAGUUAUGGACACAAAUAAAUGCUGCCCUUCAAAGUAAUGCCAAAUGACAAAGACUUGAUUCACAUAG